AUGGCUUCUAACGUUCAAGAGAUGGAGAUAUCGGAGCAGAAGAUCCCUCGCAUCACCUAUGCCGACGAUGUGGAAGACCGUCCUCGCACUGCCGCGAGACCCUCGCGUCGCAUGUCUACGGACUCGAUGUCGAUCCGUUCGAUGUCCCGUCAAAGAUCUGUUGACCCGUCGCUGGUUCUACCACCGGCGUUCAGAACUCUUUCAUUUGAUGUCGAGCAGAGCAAAGCAAGAAACGAUGCGCCAGUCAAGAGCGCACUGAAGGGAGCAGACAAAGACUCCGACUUCAGCACUUACGACCUCCACACCAUCCCGAUCGAAGAAGUCUUUGAGCGAUUCUCAAGUUCGCCUACCAGUGGUCUCGGCGUAGAUCAAGCCAUGGUCCUAUUAAGAGAUAUCGGCCUCAAUAAGCUUACCGCACCACCAUCCAAUUGGCUCAAGAAGACUGUGACCUACCUUUUCGGAGGCUUCGGCUCUAUUUUGUUCGUCGCAGCCAUCAUGGUGUUCGUCGCAUGGAAGCCUCUUGGUGACCCUCCGGCACUUGCCAACCUGGCGCUUGCCAUUGUUUUGGUACUUGUAUGGCUCAUCCAGGCAGCUUUCAGUUUCUGGCAAGACUUUUCGAGUGGUCGUGUCAUGGCAUCGAUCAACACUAUGCUGCCUGAUCAAGCAAUGGUCCUGAGAGAAGGCAAUUGGACAAGUGUUGAGGGUACCAAGCUUGUUCCUGGAGAUGUGAUCAAGAUUACCAUGGGCAACAAGGUCCCAGCAGAUGUGAGAUUCUUUGAUGUCUCCUCGGAUGCUCGUCUGGAUCGCUCCAUCUUGACUGGUGAGGUCAAGCCUUUGGUUGCGACCGUCAAGUCUACAGAUGCCAACUUCUUGGAAACUGCAAACAUCGGUCUUGCUGGAACGAACUGUACCACUGGUACAUUGUACGGUGUCAUUAUCAGCACAGGUGACCACACUGUUUUCGGAAAGACCGCAAGACUUACCAGCCACGCCAAACAAGGCAUGACCCCACUCCAGAAAGAAAUUCUCAUCUUCGUCGGUAUCAUCACCGCUUUGAUGAUUUCCAUGAUCAUCCUUGUCAUCAUUGUCUGGGCUGCCUGGCUUCGCAAGGACUACCCCGACUGGAUCAACGUACCCACUCUGAUUGUCGACUGUGUGUCAAUUGCAGUCGCUUUCAUCCCAGAGGGUCUGCCAAUCGCUGUCACCGCUAGUUUGACUAUCACUGCCGGCAUCAUGAAGAAGAACAAGAUCUUGGCAAAGUCCCUCAAGACGGUCGAGACUCUCGGAGCUGUGAACGUCAUCUGCUCAGACAAGACUGGAACGAUCACAAAGAACGAGAUGACCGUCACCGAUUUCUGCAUCGGCUACCACCCUCACCCGGUAUCCAAGGCCGCUAACCUGGUUGAUUCAUCGCCAACAAUGGCUCGAUUGGCCAUGCUGAGUGGUGUUUGCAACGCCGGCGAGUUUGACGCCAGUACCAGAGACAAGCCGAUUGCUGAACGAAAAGUUCAUGGCGACGCAACUGACAGAGCAGUGUUGAUGUUCGCUGAAGGUAUCAUGCCCACAGCACGCCUGCGCAGCCUGUGGCGUACGGUCCACCGUAUCGACUUCAACUCUAAGAAUAAGUUCAUGGUUAAUGUCUGCCAAAACGACAACGACCCACAACAAGGUAUCCUUCUGACCAUCAAAGGAGCUCCUGAUGUCCUUAUCGGCAAGUGCUCCACAUACAUGGACCAGAAUGGCGACAUUCAGGAGCUUGGCAACGAAGGUCGUUCGGUCAUCGAGACUAUCAAGAACAGGUGGUCAUCCCAAGGCAAACGUGUACUCUUGCUUGCUCAAAAGCCAUUGAGUCAAGUCAAGCUUAACCCGAAGGAGCAGCCACAAGUCUAUGAGGAAUACAUCAUGGGCAACGUCACCUCUGGUAUGACUCUGGUUGGACUUGUCGCCAUUGUUGAUCCCCCCAGACCAGAAAUGACCGAGGUUGUCAGAACUUUGAAGGGUGCCGGUAUUCGCAUCUUCAUGGUCACUGGUGACUUCAAGCUCACCGCCAAAGCCAUCGCCGCCGAGUGUGGCAUCAUUAGCCAGGAGGCCGACGAUGUUCAUGCUCUGGACUACGAUAGCAGCUUGCACGAGUCUGACCACUCCAAGGAAGCGCAUGCCACAUUCAGCGGAUCCACAAAAUCUAUUGUGGUCAGUGGAUCGGAGAUUCGCAACCUGGAGGACGAUCAAUGGGACCGCCUUUGCCAGUACCAAGAGGCCGUAUUUGCUCGUUGUAUUCCUGAGGAUAAGCUUAUCAUCGUUAAGAACUUGCAGCGUAGAGGCUUGAUCACCGCCAUGACCGGUGACGGUGUCAACGAUGCACCAUCGCUCAAGGCCGCAGAUGUCGGUAUUGCCAUGGGCUCAGGUUCGACCAUUGCCAUUGAAGCAGCCGACCUUGUCCUUCUGGACUCAUUUGCUGCCAUCGUAGAGGCCGUCAAGUAUGGUCGUGUGGCUUACGACAACCUCCGCAAGACAAUCUCCUACCUUCUGCCUGCAGGUUCCUUCUCCGAGUUCUGGCCAGUCCUUACGAACGUGGUCUUUGGUCUGCCCCAAAUUCUCUCGUCGUUCCUCAUGAUCAUCAUUUGCUGCUUUACAGAUUGCGCUGCUGGAGUUGCUCUUGCAUACGAGGCCCCCGAAGCUGACGUUCUGAGUCGCCCUCCUCGUUCCAAGAAGGACAGACUGGUUGAUUGGAAGCUUAUCCUCCACUCGUAUGGCUUCAUCGGUCUGUUCGAGACUGUGCUCUCCUUCGCAGUGAGUUAUUGGUACGCUCAACGUAAGGGAUUGUACUUCUCAGAUCUCUGGUUCGGCUUCGGCAAGACACCUGACGGCAUGAGCGAUGACACCAAGAACGAUAUCCUCAACGUCGCGUCGUCAAUCUAUUUCGUGAACUUGGUCGUAAUGCAAUGGUUCAACCUGAUGAGUGUACGCACCCGUCGCCUGUCGCUUAUCAAUCACGCCCCCUGGAGGAACCCAUACCUCUUGCCUGCCAUCAUUUUCGCAAUGGUCAUCGCCAUCUUCUUCCUUUAUGUGCCCAAGUUCCACAGCGUUCUUAGCACAGCGAUAGUACCAGUCGAAUAUUGGUUCCUGCCCUUCGGCUUCGGAAUGGGCUUACUGCUGUUUGAUGAGACAAGGAAGUUCCUUGUCAGGAAGUUCCCGAGAAGCAUCAUUGCCAAGAUGGCGUGGUAG
Molecule: messenger RNA, 3225 nt
Organism: Aureobasidium namibiae CBS 147.97
Lineage: Eukaryota; Fungi; Ascomycota; Dothideomycetes; Dothideales; Saccotheciaceae
Product: H/K ATPase alpha subunit
Exons: 5
Coding region: 1-3225 (1074 amino acids)
Biological process (GO): intracellular sodium ion homeostasis; proton transmembrane transport; intracellular potassium ion homeostasis
Cellular component (GO): membrane
Molecular function (GO): ATP binding; ATP hydrolysis activity; P-type sodium:potassium-exchanging transporter activity
Source: RefSeq, a predicted model, not a curated record